This is a messenger RNA of Paramecium sonneborni, 1493 nucleotides long. Lineage: Eukaryota; Ciliophora; Oligohymenophorea; Peniculida; Parameciidae. The record is from the annotation of a GenBank genome assembly.
AUGAUUGAAUUAACUGAGCCAAUUCGUUAAUAGAAUGAUUUGGAAUAUUACAAUAACAUUUUGUAACCAUUGAGGAAAGGGGUCUUUCAUUUAGAUUAAAGUAACUUUCAAAAAUAGAUUGAUAUAUUAAAAAAAAGAGUCAUUUAACUAAAUUCGAUUGGACCAACACCUAAAAUAAAAUAAGAAUUAGAUUAAAAAUUUAAAAACAAAGAAUAAAUAAUUUACUUAUUUUUUAAAAACGAGAACGUAGAAUUCGAAAAUUACAAAAGGGCUAAAAAAAUAUUAGAUGAAUUUCAACUGGAUAAUUACUAUUUACUGUUACCAAUAGGCAUAAGAAAUUUUGUUGCUAAAUUAUUAGGAAGAAAAACUCACGCAUUUGCUGUUAAAAAUGAAUAAUUUAAUAAAACCACAGCUUAAGUGGAAAUUACUUUAUUUAAAAAUGCUGAAGUUGUGAUAAGAAGAAACAUUGAUAAAACGAGAUAAAUAAUAAAUGGAUAAUUUGCAAAAAUUGUUGAAAUGAAUUUUGAUAUUGAUUAUCAGUCUAUUAAAACAAUGAGGUAAUUUAUCGUUAACAAAAAUGAUUACAUAAAAGAAAAUAAUUAUUAUGAUAUCUAUGGAAGUGUAAAGGAAUAAAAAAAAUAUACAUUUUCCAAACAAAUAUUUGAAGAAAUUUGUUAAAUUGGCAGUCAAAGAUUAAUUAACAACAUUAAUUUUUUGAUGGAAAAGGAUGUAUCAUAAGAAGAAAAAAUAAGUUUAUAUGAAAACAGGAUAAUGCCAAGAUUAUCAUAAAUUAAAUUAAAUAUUGAACAAAUAGGUAUCCAAGAUCUCAAUUUAUACCAAAAAAAAUUUAUAUAAAAAAUUAACAUAAAUAAAUCAGAAUUGGUAAGUGAGAUUUAAAUCGUUAUUGAGUAAGUGGAAUUAACGUUAUAAUAAUUGACAUUUUGUUCAGGUAAACCAAUAAAAUAAAGAUAAGAAAGUUUUUAUAAAUUCUUAAAAAAUAAUAAUCUGAUUAAAUUAUUCUAUAUUGAUAUAGUUACUUCUAGAUUUGGAUUAAACUAUUUAAAAGAUACUUUGUUCAACCUUAGAAAGUUAAUAGAAUACAUGCCAGAUUAACUUAUAGUAUACAUUCAUUAAAUUCCUAUAAAUUUAGGUUAUGCAAGAACAAUUCACACUUCAGCUCAACUAUAUAAAAUGUUGUAAUAGAUUUAGACAUGACAGAAUAAUAACAACAUGGCUUAUUAUACACAGCUAUGAGUAGAGCUAGAAAUAUCUAAAAUUUAUUUUUUUCUGGAAAAUUUGAAAGUGAUAAAUUUAUGAUAAAAGUAAAUGAAAACAUAGAUGAUUUUUUUUAAAAACAUUUUGUUGUAUGUGAAAAAUUUUUCUAAGACCAAUACUUGAAAAAGUUGUUAAACGAUGAGUUUGAUGAAGUGUGGAAAAAUCUACUAACUUAAGCUUAAGUUAUAAGGUAAAAAGCUAUGAACUAUAAAAAAUGA